Messenger RNA from Trypanosoma grayi, 503 nucleotides. Its product is annotated as haloacid dehalogenase-like hydrolase. NCBI's taxonomy places the organism in Eukaryota, Euglenozoa, Kinetoplastea, Trypanosomatida, Trypanosomatidae. The annotation marks the transcript as partial. The transcript has a single exon. The record is from RefSeq and is a predicted model, not a curated record.
AUGGCCGGACCAUAUCGUGGGGUGGUGGCGGACCUUGAUGGUACACUGCUGCGGCGCGACCACACCAUCUCCACGUACACCGCCGAGACACUUCAGUUGCUGAUGCAGAAGGGUAUUCCGGUCGUGUUUGCCACCGGACGCCCGCACCCGGCCGCACUACACACUGUCGACAGCUGUGGCCUUCACGGUGGCUACGUUAUUACGUCCAACGGGGCGCGUGUGAACGACCCACAGCGGCGCGUGAUUACCGCGCAUGACUUGGAUCCCGCCGUUGUGACGGAGCUGAUGCAGCUGCAGCUCCCCGCUCUCGAGGGGGAGCCGCCGGAGAAGUCAGCAUUCUCGACCAACAUGUAUCGGCACGAUGAGUGGGUGACGAGCCACGGCGUGGAGCGAAUGCUCGCCGCCUACGCCGCCUCCGGCUUCCAUUACAAGGAGGUGAAGGACAUUCACAACUACCCCAAUGACGGGGUCCAUGAAAUCUUCUACGUUGGUCCGCACGAAAC